Messenger RNA from Rubroshorea leprosula, 862 nucleotides. Lineage: Eukaryota; Viridiplantae; Streptophyta; Magnoliopsida; Malvales; Dipterocarpaceae. The record is from the annotation of a GenBank genome assembly.
UCACUAUAUUAUUGAGAAAGAAAAAUUAACAGAUCCUCAGAGAAUGACGAUCACCAUGAAUCCUGAUCAGCUCCAGGAUCCUGUGCUACUUGUCUCUCAAAUCUACCCUUGUGUAUAUACUUCCUGCACAGAGGUACCACAUCAAGGGGGACCGAAGCCGCGGCGGAGGCGUAAGAAGACCAAGGGAGGCGAAACCUCCGUCGGGACGAAGAAGAGGAAGCUCAGCCAGGAGCAAGUGAACCUUCUCGAGUUGAAUUUUGGGAACGAGCAUAAACUGGAGUCGGAGAGAAAAGACCGGAUAGCGGCGGAGCUAGGUCUUGAUCCUCGCCAAGUGGCGGUUUGGUUCCAAAACCGCCGUGCUCGGUGGAAGAACAAGAAGCUGGAAGAGGAGUAUUCCAGGCUCAAGUCGGCCCACGAAAACGUCGUCGUAGAAAAUUACCGUCUUGAAUCAGAGGUUAUGAAGCUCAAGGAGCAACUGUGUGAGGCGAAGAAGGAGAUUCAACAGCUGGCGGAGCGAGUCGAAGGGGUUUCAAGUAACAGUACCCCGAGCUCGUCACUCUCGGUGGACGCCGUGGAUCCACCGUUUCUUGGAGAAUUUGAAGUGGAAGAAUACGAGAAUGUUCUAUACAUGCCGGAACCCGGUUAUGUUAAUGGCCUAGAUUGGAUUAACUUGUACAUGUAAAACUAGUGGAUUGUGGUAUUUGAUUACUAUUUGUAGAUAUAGAUCAAUCUAAUGUACAUCUUUUCCCCUAGAUUGUCCUAAUUAAUUAGUGUAGUUUUCCUUUUAGCGUGUUUCGAGGGACAAAUGUGAAAUGUUUGCUCUUUUUUUUUUUUUUCUCUUAAAUAGAGAUUGUGGAAAUGU